CGUGGCUGAGGAGACUGGCCCAGAGCCCGGGGGGGGGGGGGGGGGGGGGGGUCUUCAAAAGGAAGUGGACCCUGCCUGGGAGCCCACGCCUCAUCCUCCCAUCAGUCCUGCGGGCACCAGGCCGACAGCCUUUCCCACCUGACACUGGGGUGGGGGGUGGAGGCCAGGGGGGAACGGACCCCCUCACUGCGGGCGGCCCUCCAGGGGCAGUCCCUUCGCUGGUUUCACUGCCAUCUCCAAGCCUUUGUCCUCACAGGACCCUCCCCCGGAACGCGACGACCCACCACGUCCCACCGACCUGCUCCAGGAAAGCCUGUCUCAGCAGGACGCCCGUCCUCCCCUCUAAACAGACCCCCCGCAUUGAUUAGGUACCUACUGUGUGCCAGGCCCAGCUCCACCAGGUUCACCGGCUUAGAGCCCUGGGCCCCUGGGGCCUGAUUCUGCCGGGAGGGGGGGUGGGGAGGGGAGGGGGACGCCCGGCCCCUCCCGAUCUCGGGUGCUGCCCAGAUGGUGAAUAACGCGGGGCCUGGCGGCAGAAGUGCAGAGGGCGCCCAGCUGGGGCGGGCCCAGGCUACAGUCCCCCGAGAGGGCCCCGGCCACCGCAUCCCUGUCCCUGAGCCCAGGGGGCCGAGCCGGGUCCCCAGCGGGCUGGGGGGCGCCCCCUGACCCCCAUCGGCCAGGCCAGGCCUGAGGGGCGUGGCCAGCGCCAGGGGGAGGGGCCGGUGAGAGACGCUGGAGAGACAGACAGGGACCGACCGGGCGCGGGCCGCUGCGCGGAGCCCCCAUCCUGGGCUAUUUUUAGCCCCCGCGGACCCCGCUUCCAGGCGGGGAGGACUCGUCGCCCCUCCUCCAGCCCCGGAGGACCUCGCGCAGCCGGGCGUCCUGAGCUGCCGCGCCCUCCAUCCGUGCCCUGCGGAAACGGGGCAGCGCCGGGGUCCUCUGUGCGUCCCGCCCCCGGCCGUGACUCGGUUUCCCCGGGGACCCCGGGAGGCCCGACCGCCCUGCUCCCCGCUCCGCCCUCCCCGGCCUGAGCCCGACACCCGCACGUCGGCCAGCCGGGCUGUGCGACAGGGGCGACCCCAGCGCAGGCCACGGAUCGUCGUCUCCAGGUGUGCCCGAGCCGUCCCCGCCCGCCGCCCCCGGCCCGAUGGGUUGGUGACCCGGCGCCAUGUGGCCCAACGGCAGCGCCCUGGGGCCCUGUUUCCGGCCCACCAACAUCACCCCGGAGGAGCGGCGGCUCAUCGCCUCCCCCUGGUUCUCCGCCUCCUUCUGCCUCGUGGGCCUGGCGUCCAACCUGCUGGCCCUGAGCGUGCUGGCCGGUGCGCGGCAGGGCGGCUCGCACGCCCGCUCCUCCUUCCUCACCUUCCUCUGCGGCCUGGUCCUCACCGACUUCGCGGGGCUGCUGGUCACCGGCGCCAUCGUGGUGGCCCAGCACGCCGUCCUCUUCGACUGGCGCGCCGUGGACCCCGGCUGCCGCCUCUGCCAGUUCAUGGGCGUCGUCAUGGUCUUCUUCGGCCUCUGCCCGCUGUGGCUGGGGGCCGCCAUGGCCUCGGAGCGCUACCUGGGCAUCACCCGGCCCUUCUCGCGGCCCGCGGCCGCCUCCGGGCGCCGCGCCUGGGCCACGGUGGGGCUGGUGUGGGCCUCGGCGCUGGCGCUGGGCCUGCUGCCCCUGCUGGGCGUGGGCCGCUACACGCUGCAGUAUCCCGGCUCCUGGUGCUUCCUGACGCUCGGCGCCCAGCCCGGGGACGUGGCCUUCGGCCUGCUGUUCUCGCUCCUGGGCGGCCUCUCGGUGGGGCUGUCCUUCCUGCUCAACACGAUCAGCGUGGCCGCUCUGUGCCACGUCUACCACGGCCAGGAGGCCGCCCAGCAGCGCCCACGGGACUGUGAGGUCGAGAUGAUGGCUCAGCUCACGGGCAUCAUGGUGGUGGCCACUAUCUGCUGGAUGCCGCUGCUGGUGUUCAUUGCCCAGACGGUGCUGCGCAGCCCGCCCGCCAUGAGCCCGACCGGACAGCUGUCCCGAGCCACGGAGCAACGGCUGCUCAUUUACCUGCGCGUCGCCACCUGGAACCAGAUCCUGGACCCCUGGGUGUACAUCCUGUUCCGCCGGGCCGUGAUCCGGCGUCUCCACCCUCGCCUCGGCGCCCGGCCCAGGUCGCUGUCCCUGCAGCCCCAGCUCACCCAGAGGCCCACGGUGCAGUAGGACCCCAGGGGGACAGCCGGACGGGGCGCUCCCGAGGGUCACGGCUGGUCUCUUCUGAAGCCCCAGGAGCCGGGAGCGUCGGAAGGACCGAGACAUUGAAGGGCUGUCCUCCAUCCGCCCUGGGGACUCCCUAACUCCUCCCUUCUCCCCCACCCCAGGAAGGGUGGGCAGGCCUGUGGGGCGGGUGUCUGAGGAGAUCAGACUUGCAAGCCUCCCCUUCCAGAAACCCUCCAGAAGUGGGGGCCCUUGGACCCGACACGACCUGCUUACUGGAGGGUACAGUUGAUUCAGCUUGAUGCCCCCACCCAAGAAGGCCCUGUUUGGAAAAUAUUGAACACGAGUAGGCAGGACACCCCCUCCCUGGCCAAAAUACAUCUUAGCCCCGCCGGCCGUCUUUGCUUCCCUCUGGGUCCAGACGGCAUCGGCAUCGAUCUUCACCGACAUGCGGGCGGCCGCCUGAGCAGAGCUGGGGCGCAGGGGAACGGGGGGGGGGGGGGGAGGGGGCUGGGUUCUGACUCCUCCCUCCUUUCUGGAGUCUUGACUAAGCACUCUGUAGGUCCGGUCUCCCGUCAUCCUCCCUACAGUCCCCGGGGUUCUGGCAUUAAACCCACUCGCAGGUGAGGAAAAGAGAGGAGACAGAGACAGGCAGGACUGGGAUGUGAGCAAUUGCUACCCACCCCCCACCCCCCAGUCCCAAGCAGGGCUCACUCCCUCACUCGGGUAGCUGCCCCCACACCACUUCAGACCCCAGGGCCUUGAACAGAAGGCACUUGGCCCACAGCAGGUGCUCAAUAAACAUCCAUGGGAGGGACAGAG
Messenger RNA from Prionailurus viverrinus (fishing cat), 3016 nucleotides. It is a transcript of the gene TBXA2R, whose product is annotated as thromboxane A2 receptor. Bases 1169 to 2200 code for a protein of 343 amino acids. Gene Ontology annotation, biological process: positive regulation of blood pressure; positive regulation of cytosolic calcium ion concentration; inflammatory response. The record is from RefSeq and is a predicted model, not a curated record. Lineage: Eukaryota; Metazoa; Chordata; Mammalia; Carnivora; Felidae. Gene Ontology annotation, molecular function: thromboxane A2 receptor activity. Gene Ontology annotation, cellular component: plasma membrane. The transcript is spliced from 3 exons.